Ostrinia furnacalis (Asian corn borer) is the source of this 2091-nucleotide messenger RNA. RefSeq names its product ESF1 homolog. Gene Ontology annotation, cellular component: nucleus. NCBI's taxonomy places the organism in Eukaryota, Metazoa, Arthropoda, Insecta, Lepidoptera, Crambidae. Bases 1 to 2052 code for a protein of 683 amino acids. Gene Ontology annotation, biological process: rRNA processing. The record is from RefSeq and is a predicted model, not a curated record. The transcript has 8 exons. Gene Ontology annotation, molecular function: RNA binding.
AUGGCAGAUAUUUUAAAAGAUAGUCGCUUUGCCAAAUACCUCAAGGAUCCUCGUUAUAGACAAAUACCGAAACAUGAAAGAAAAGUUAAAAUUGAUAAAAGGUUUCAAUCCAUGUUCAAUGAUGAAAAAUUCAAAGUGAAAUAUACAGUGGAUAAGCGUGGUAGACCAGUAAAUGAAACGUCAACUGAAAAUUUAAGAAAGUAUUAUGAAUUACAGUCUGGAGAGAGUUCUGAUAACAGCUCGGAUGAGGAGAGCGAAGACAUCGAAAAAAAACACAGCGAAGAUUCAGAAGUAAACAACGUACCUGGUCGAUUUGUGCUUCGUCCUCAACCCGAAAGUGAUGCAAAAAAUGCACUCGAAAACGAUAAAUUAGUGAGGGGAAAACUCGACAAAAAGGUUAAAGAAAGAUUAUUAGAUCUUGACAUUGACUAUGCUCGUGGUGAAGGAGUUCUCAUGACUGAUAGCUCUUCGGAUGAGGAGAGCAGUGAAGAAGAAGAUAGUGAGUUUGAACAUGAAUGGGGAGAGUUAGAUGCAGAUGCUGAAACUACUGAUGAAUCAACCAAAAGAAUAGCAAUAUGCAAUAUGGAUUGGGACAACAUCAAGGCAUCAGACUUGAUGGUCUUGCUUAACUCAUUCCUGCCACCUGGAGGUAUCAUCCAUAGUAUUUCUAUCUAUCCGUCAGAAUAUGGCUUAAAAAGAAUGCAAGAGGAGGAGGUGCGUGGACCCAUAGAACUCACAGAAGAAAAAAAUGAAGACUCCUCUGAUGAUGGAGGGAAUGAAGAAGGAUCAACCUACCAUAUGGAAAAAUUGCGACGUUACCAGUUAAACAGGCUAAAGUAUUUCUACGCUGUAGUCGUCUGUGACAAGAUAUCUACAGCUGAUAAAUUAUACAGUGAGUGUGAUGGGAUGGAAUAUGAAAGCAGUGCCACUCGACUCGACAUGAGAUUUAUUCCUGAUGAUGUUACCUUUGAUCAGGAGCCACGUGAAGUGUGUACAAAGAUGCCAGAUUUGACAAAAUACAAACCACGACUUUUCACAACGACAGCACUUCAGCAAGCGAAAGUGGAACUCACAUGGGACGCGACUAAUCCCAACCGCGCCGAAGCGAUUCGGAGCGCAAUCGAUGGCAAGAUUGAUGACCUCGACCUAAAAGAAUACCUCGCGUCCAGUAGUGAAGAUGAAGCUGUUGAUGAAGAAAUUGUUGAUGCUCAAUCUGAUCCAGAAGAUGAUGAUCCUAUAAAUAAGUACAAGUCGUUACUUGAAGAUAUUGAGAAAAAAGAAGAAAAUAAGAAAAACAAAGACAUGGAAAUGGAAAUAACAUGGGGCUUGGGAAUCAAAGACAAGGCGGAAGAAUUAGUCAAGAAGAAACUUAACGAAGAAAAAGACUUGACACCCUUUGAAAAACUGUUGAAAAAACGCAAAGAAAAGAAGAAACUAAAGAAAUUAAAACAUAAACAAAAUGAGAAUGAUGAUGAUCUAUCAGACAAAGGUUCUGAAGCAUCUGAUGAUAUACCUUCAGACAUAGAUAUGAAUGAUCCAUACUUUGCUGAGGAAUUUAAUAAACCAGAAUUUAAAAAUAACAAAUCUAAAAAAGAUAAAAAGAAGCAAGUUGAUAGUGACAUAGAUGAUAAAGAUGAUGAAGAUGAGAAACAAAAAGCAGAAUUAGAGUUACUUUUAGAUGACGAGGAUGGAAAAGCACACUUCAGUCUUAAAAAGAUUCAAGAAAAUGAGAACACCAAAAAAUCAAAAAGGAAAAAGAAACUGAAACAAAAAAUGCUUGAACAGAAACAAGCUUUGCCAGACUUUGAAAUCAAUUUGGAAGACAAACGAUUCUCUGCAUUGUACGAUUCACAUCUAUUUAAUAUAGAUCCCACUAAUCCCAAUUUUAAGAAAACUAAGAACAUGGAAAAACUGAUCCAAGAGAAACUUAAGCGAAGGCCUGCUGAUACUCCUGUAGAGCAACCACAACCGAAAAAAUCGAAAGAAGCUGCUGAGCUAAGCCUUUUAGUGAAAAAUAUUAAGAGAAAAACCAAAGGGGUUUUAAAUAAAUAAACUACAAAUCCAAAAAAAAAUGUUUGAUUUUUUUAACCA